Exophiala dermatitidis NIH/UT8656 is the source of this 2425-nucleotide messenger RNA. Its product is annotated as fructosamine-3-kinase. The record is from RefSeq and is a predicted model, not a curated record. The transcript has a single exon. NCBI's taxonomy places the organism in Eukaryota, Fungi, Ascomycota, Eurotiomycetes, Chaetothyriales, Herpotrichiellaceae. The coding region runs from base 173 to 1201 and encodes 342 amino acids.
CCCGUUCUACCACAACAUUUCCUUCAACACUUCAACGCAACAAGUCUCGCGCCUCCAUCAGAAGGAUGUAGGCUUCGUGUUUGAAUUUUCUGCGUCCUGACCAUCCUGGUUCGGCAGCGUGCGGUGUAUCCCUUGUUUACAACGUUGUACGUACACUGCAUUGCAUCGCACAAUGCCGUCUUCAAUCGACCCUGCCAUCGUUCGCGCCUUGUCGAUAGACGACCAUUCUUCCAAGAUCUCGAGACAUGGCGGCUCGGGCUUUGCAUCGACAUUCCGCAUAACUACGCCUUCAACCACGGUGUUUGUCAAGACCUCAACCUCCGCUGGCGCAGCGACCAUGUUUGAAGGCGAGUAUGCCUCAUUGAACGCGAUCCACGAGGCGGUCCCGAGCUUGUGUCCCAAGGCCUUUGCGUGGGGAAAACUGGACAAUGGCGGGCACUUUCUAGCCACCGAGUUCCUGGAGCUGGGCGGCGGCGGCUCUAUGCUUUCGCGGACACGAGGAGCAAACUCGGCCACGGGCAGUGGGACAAGUCUGGCCGGCAAACUGGCCAAGCUGCACACAACGCCUGCCCCGACGCCGGACGGGUACGACACACCGCAAUUUGGUUUUCCAGUGACGACCUGCUGUGGCGACACGCCCCAGGACAACACAUACACGUCGUCGUGGGCCGACUUCUUCGCCAACCGACGGUUGCUUGCCAUCCUAGACCGUGGCGAGGCCAAUAACGGACCAGACUCCGAGCUACGGCGGACAGUGGAGCGGACCGUGCAAGAAGUCGUUCCUAGGCUUCUUGCAGACGGUCACCUCGGGGGCUCGGAAGGUAUUCGUCCUGUCGUGGUCCACGGCGACUUGUGGUCCGGGAAUAAGAGCAAAGGCAGCUUCGUGGGCCGGGGUGAUCAGACAGCUCCUGGAGGAGCGGGUGCGGCGGUAGAAGAUGUAGUCUUUGACCCGGCCGCAUGUUAUGCGCACCACGAGUACGAGUUUGGCAUCAUGAACAUGUUUGGCGGCUUCUCCUCUAGUUUCUGGAAGGAAUACCAUUCGCUGGUGCCCGAGACGGAGCCGCAAAGUGAGUAUGCCGACCGCGUUGCGCUGUACGAAAGUUAUCACCACCUCAAUCAUUAUGCCAUCUUUGGCGGUUCGUACAAGUCUGGCGCCAUGAGCAUCUUGAAAGGUUUGUUGAGGAAAUAUGGCCACAAGUGAUCGGGCUGCGAUCCAACACUACCGCCGUUGCUGCGACCCUCGCUUAAUGCACACUGUGUAGACCAAACUCGCGGCUGUCUCAAGUGGGUUCAUCAAGUGUCGUUGCACAUAUGAUGAUCUUCUGGUGCUGAGUGGACGUGUCUGCUACGUAACUCUCUUGCUCCUAUUCAAAACACGAAAAAGAAAUGCUGCGUCUUGAGGGACUCUGGAGACCAAAACUCAAUAUUUCAAGGAAGCCAGGUUAUUUUGACAGGCAAUCGAAUUCCACACAAAGGCUGAGGAGGCCGCCACUAUCUCGCUUGCACUUUGAAACCAAUCGAUCAAUGAGUGAGGCCUGCGUCGGUAAUCUCCUUGACGUACUUCAGAUAAGUGUCGGUGGAGGCCUUGCGUAGCCGUUUGCCGUACUUGACGAAGAUGAGGAAGGUCAGCACCUGGGCCAGGCCGGCAAAAGCGGCGAGGAUGAAGGCAUCCUGGUAGCCCAUAUUCUCCACCCACGGAGUCAAGCCGUAGCCGAUGGCAAAGGACAUGGUGUUGCGGAUGAUGAUGACGGUAAUGAUGGUCUCGCCGGCGAGAUCGCGGUAGCUGUCGACACAGUAACUGAUGCUGAGUUGCAGACCGACGGUGUUGGUGUAGGCAAUAAUGGCCAUGGCGAAGACGAGGCCGAACCAGUGGACGUGAUGCGCCGCCCCGACGCCCCAUAGGAUGAGCCCGAACGGGAUGGCCAGCAGAGAGAUGGUGAAGAGCCACAGUCGAUUCUCGGGCUCCAUGAUGCCGCCGCGCUUCCGAGCGAACUGGAUGAUGAACCAGUCGCCGAACAUGCCCGUGUAGGCGGCGCCGAUGAACACGCCGAUCAGAGGACUGUAGCUCGGUCAGUACCAGGGCAGGAAGCACUGCCAGGAACCAAAAACUCACCUGACGUAGCUGAGACCGACCAUGGACGCGCGGAAGUUGUAGGGAGAUCCGGAGAGAAUCAAAGACGCUGUACCGUUCAACACGUUGAACCAGACCUAUGAUGUAUGCCCCAUGUCAGUACAGUACUUAGUCACUCAAGCCUGCCACCACUGUAACGCAGUUCACUUCAAAAUAUCCCCCAACAUUUUCUGCCUUGUACACACUUACCAGAUUGCUGCCGUAGGAAAACCCGGCAUAUGCCACCACGGGGAAAGUGAACAUGUACAUGAGCGGUCUGGUCAUCAUGCCGGCGAGUUCGUUCUUCUUGGAGAA